UCUUAGGGAGUCAAAUUAACCUCGCAGGACACAGCUCUUCUACCGCGAAUGUUUAUACACGGCGGCCUUAAAUAACGGUUGGGAGCUGGCGGCGGCGGCGAAGAAAACACCUGCGCGCACACGUGGUUUGUUAUUUUUGCUCUCUUUCGCGCGAAACGCACACGGCUUCGUUUCUUCGGCGCAAAGCUGGCGAAACCCGACAGGAAGAAAGAAGGGACAUAAUGGAGAGGAGUUCUCAUUUAUCUGAAUCGCAAUUUCGUGCAGGAGCUCGGCACAACGUAACAUGUGUCGCGGCGUAGAAAUUUGCAAAGCUCUUCGAUGAUAAUAAUAAUAAUAGUAAUAAUGAAGGCGACAACGCCUGGCAGUGAUGCUCCCGCAGCUGUACGACCACAAAGGAAGCGAUGACAGCACUGACACAAAGCAACUCGUGCUGGAGGACAAUACUGCUUCUCAGGAAACGAGCAGUUUAUUACAAACCAGCUUCAACUAUAUCAACAGCAUCAUUGGAUCAGGAGUUGUGGGAAUCGCAUAUGCAUUAAAGCAAGCUGGCUUUGGAAUGGGGAUCAUCCUGCUGAUAAUGUUUGCAGCCAUUACGGACUACUCUCUGUGCAUUUUAAUCAAGGCUGGCAUUAGCACAGGCACCUCAACAUAUCAGGACCUUGUCCAAGCUGCCUUUGGCCUGCCAGGAUUCUAUGUCUUGACCAUCAUGCAGUUUAUUUAUCCUUUCAUUGCCAUGAUCAGCUACAACGUCAUCAUUGGUGACACGGUCACUAAGGUGUUCUUGCGAAUUUUCAACGUGGCACCUGACAGCAUUCUUGGCAACCGCCACUUUAUUGUUAUCAUGGCCUCAUUAUUUGUCACCCUGCCUCUUUCCCUGCACAGAAACAUAUCGAAGCUCAACAAGGUGUCGCUGGCAUCACUUCUAAUUAUUCUUAUUAUCCUGACUUUUGUGAUUGUGCGGAUAGGAAACUUUGUAGGCGUCAUGCCCACUUCACCCGAUUCUUAUGCGUUUGCUGACAGAGGCAUCACAAAGGCCAUUGGUGUCAUUGCAUUUGCUUACAUGUGCCACCACAACUCGUUCCUGCUGUUUUCUGCCCUGAAAGACCCAACCCAGCGGCGAUGGAACAAGGUGACCCACAUCAGCUUGUCCCUUUCCUGCAUCAUCAUCGUGCUCUUCGGCAUUGGUGGUUAUGUCUCCUUCCAUGUAUUCAGCCAGGGCGACCUGUUUGAAAACUAUUGCAAAGAUGACGACCUUGCCAAUGUGGCUAGGCUGCUCUUCACGCUCACUAUAAUGCUGACAUACCCGAUCGAGUGUUUUGUCACCCGGGAGGUUCUAGACAAUGCAUUCUUUGUGACUAGGUUUCCAUCAAACUUGGUGCGGCACAUCAUCAUGACGCUGUUCAUCGUACUGACCACUUUUGCAUUUUCAACGCUGACCGACUGCCUUGGAGUUGUCCUCGAACUCAAUGGUGUUGUGGCCGCCAUACCACUGGCUUACAUCCUGCCAGCAGCCACGUACCUCAAGCUGGAAAACGGACCUCUGCUCUCUUGGGCCAAGUUUCCGGCACUCAUGCUGGCGGUCUGUGGAGCGGCAGUCGCAAUCUGCGGCACCGUGGUGGCCAUCAUCGACAUCAACGCCGGCAUCACUUGCAGCCACGGAGCUGAUAUGCAUUACUGCACCGUGCCACUAGCAAACAUCACGAUCUAGACUGUGGC
Messenger RNA from Dermacentor andersoni, 1716 nucleotides. Its product is annotated as putative sodium-coupled neutral amino acid transporter 11. The record is from RefSeq and is a predicted model, not a curated record. NCBI's taxonomy places the organism in Eukaryota, Metazoa, Arthropoda, Arachnida, Ixodida, Ixodidae. Gene Ontology annotation, molecular function: L-amino acid transmembrane transporter activity. Gene Ontology annotation, biological process: amino acid transmembrane transport. Gene Ontology annotation, cellular component: membrane.